CGCCCGGCGCGGGGCGGCCCCGCUGGGUCCCGGCCGCCGUGUGCCAGGCGGGGUGCGGGCGGGGCGGGCCGGAGGCCGCCCGGAGCUGGCGGAGGUGGAGAAAGGGGCGCCCCGCGAGAGCCCGCCGGGGUUUGGACGUGGUGUCAGAAGCUUAUAUGGAUCAGUGGAAUUGGCUCAAGCGUAACAGCGGAUAUCAGCAUUGAGGUUGCUCCCCUGGGAACUGAACGUGGCUUAUUCUGAUUCUGGAUAUUUUUCCCUCAUGCUGCUUGGGAGCCCACAGGGCUGAGUUGGGAUCUGAAUUUUGCACCAGGAAGAGCAGAGCAGCUGAUUGAACAGCUGACUUGAGGCUCUGGAUCCAACUUGCACUGCUGGUGUUUUAUUGUUCCUUGUGGUGUAGCUGGUGAUUGUCCCCAAGAAGAGAGAAGAUGAUGAGUGAUGCAAGUGACAUGCUUGCUGCGGCCUUGGAGCAGAUGGAUGGCAUAAUAGCAGGUUCGAAGGCGCUGGAAUAUUCCAAUGGCAUCUUUGACUGCCAGUCCCCCACUUCCCCUUUCAUGGGGGGCCUGCGGGCGCUGCACCUGGUGGAGGACCUGCGGGGCUUGCUGGAGAUGAUGGAGGCAGAUGAGAAAGAGGGUCUGCGCUGCCAGGUCCCAGACUCAACAGCAGAGGCUCUGAUUGAAUGGCUCCAAAGUCAAAUGACUAAUGGACACAUAUCUGGGAAUGGAGAUGUGUAUCAAGAAAGGCUGGCUCGUCUGGAAAAUGAUAAGGAAUCUCUUGUUCUGCAAGUGAGUGUACUUACGGACCAGGUGGAGGCCCAGGGAGAAAAGAUUCGGGAUCUGGAGUUUUGUCUAGAGGAGCACAGGGAGAAGCUGAAUGCCACAGAGGAGAUGCUGCAGCAGGAACUUUUGAGUAGAACAUCCCUUGAAACUCAGAAGCUGGAUCUUAUGGCAGAGAUUUCCAAUCUGAAGCUAAAGCUUACAUCUGUAGAGAAGGAUAGAUUGGACUAUGAGGACAGAUUCAGAGAUACGGAGGACUUGAUCCAGGAGAUAAAUGAAUUACGAUUAAGAGUAGGAGAAAUGGACAAUGAAAGACUACAGUACGAGAAAAAGCUUAAAACAACCAAAUCUUUAAUGGCCAAACUUUCUAGCAUGAAAAUCAAAGUGGGUCAGAUGCAGUAUGAAAAGCAGCGGAUGGAGCAAAAAUGCCAGAUGCUAAAGGAUGAACUAUCAGCUUUGAAAGAGAAACUGGAGCAGAAGGAAGCUGAGGUAAAAAGGUUGCAAGAAAAAUUGGUAUGCAAGCUGAAAGGAGAAGGAAUUGAAAUACUGGACAGAGAUGAAAAUUGUAAAAAGAAGCUCAAAGAUAAAAAUAUAGAGGUACAGAAAAUGAAGAAGGCGGUAGAAUCUCUUAUGGCAGCAAAUGAAGAAAAGGAUCGAAAGAUAGAAGAGCUUCGACAAUCUCUGAAUAGAUACAAGAAAGUUCAAGACAUGGUGAUAUUGGCUCAAGGUAAAAAAGGCAAGGACAGUGACAGUGAAGACUUCCUGAAUUCAGGAUCUAUCUCCACAGUUUUAUUGGACACACCAAGUCUGACUGACCCAGAAAAAAGUCCAUCCCCAACCCCAGUAACAGCGUCGCCAAUCCACGAUGAAUUUAACACAAAUAUUCAUGAAGAGAAUUCCUUACAGAUUCACAAAAGUAUUCUGCAGAUUUCAAUCCCAUCUUUUUCAUCAACGUCCAAGAGCUCAGAAACUGCUGCAGAGAAAGUGAAAACACAGCCCAGACCAGAUCCUACAAGUGAUUUGAGUGAAGUAAGAUCAACACGUUCCUCUCCAGAAACUCAGCCAUGUGAUAGUCCAGUGACUUCCUCACUGCAAAAGUCCAGCAGUCUGAGCAGUUUGAAGAAAGAGACAUCUGAAACGGAUAGGGAUGCUGCUUCACAAAAGCCAACAGAGCAGGUUAAACCUCGCAUGGAAGGUAAUAAUUUUGCCACUCUCCCUCCAAAAUCUCCUUCUCAUGGCAUCACAGGAGAUGAGGAUAGUUUUGGCACCCGUAAAGCCAGAUCUUCUUUUGGACGGGGCUUUUUCAAGAUAAAAAAUAAUAAGAGGACCGCAAGUGCCCCCAAUCUAGAUCGCAGUCGAAGUGCAAGCGCCCCUACUUUAGCGGAAACAGAAAAAGGAUCUGCAGAUCACCUGGAUCUAGCUGGUUUGCCCCCUCGACCAAAAGAAACAGAUAGCUUGCAGAUGACUCCACCUUCUCCAGAUUCCAGGAAGAAGGCCAGAGGAAUCAAGAAGUUAUUUGGAAGACUUAAAAGAAGUCAGUCUACAACCUUCAACCCAGAUGACAUGUCAGAAACGGAGUUCAAAAGAGGAGGGACAAGAGCAACUGCAGGGCCACGGCUGGGCUGGUCUAGAGACCUGGGGCAGUCUCGCAAUGAGCUGGACAUGCCAUUUGCAAAGUGGACAAAAGAACAAGUUUGCAACUGGCUGCAGGACCAGGGGCUAGGCUCUUAUAUAAGUAACGGCAGACACUGGAUACUAUCUGGGCAAACCCUUCUGCAGGCCUCUCAGCAGGAUCUGGAAAAGGAGCUUGGGAUAAAACACCCAUUGCAUCGGAAGAAGCUUCAGCUUGCUCUGCAGGCUCUUGGGUCUGAAGAGGAGAACAAUCAUGGAAAACUGGAUUACCAUUGGGUUACCAGGUGGCUGGAUGACAUUGGCCUCCCCCAGUAUAAGACCCAGUUUGAUGAAGGAAAAGUGGACGGCCGCAUGCUCCAUUACAUGAGUGUAGAUGACUUGCUGUCCUUGAAGGUUGUCAGUGUCCUCCACCAUCUCAGCAUCAAAAGAGCUAUCCAGGUUCUGAGAAUAAAUAACUUUGAGCCCAACUGUCUGCGCAGGAGGCCAUCAGAUGAGAAUAAUGUCACACCUUCUGAGGUCACCCAGUGGACCAAUCACCGCGUGAUGGAGUGGUUACGCUCUGUUGAUCUGGCAGAGUAUGCACCUAAUCUGAGGGGGAGUGGUGUGCAUGGGGGGCUGAUGGUUUUGGAGCCACGUUUCAAUGUAGAAACCAUGGCCCAGUUGCUGAACAUCCCACCAAACAAAACACUGCUGCGACGGCACCUAGCCACUCAUUUCAACCUCCUCAUUGGGCAGGAGGCCCAGCAGCAGAAACGUGAAGCCAUGGAGUCCCCAGACUACGUCCUCUUAACAGCAACUGCUAAAGUUAAGCCAAAGAAACUUGCCUUCAGCAAUUUUGGGAGCCUGAGAAAGAAAAAGCAAGAUGACGUGGAAGAGUACGUGUGUCCUAUGGAGCUGGGGAGGGCCUCUGGAAGUGCAUCGAAGAAAGGUUUUAAGGCUGGCCUGGAUAUCCGAGUAUAUGAUGAUGAUGAUUUGGACAGGCUGGAGCAGAUGGAAGAUUCAGAAGGGACAGUGAGGCAAAUAGGAGCAUUUUCUGAAGGCAUCAACAACUUGACACACAUGUUAAAAGAGGAUGAAAUGUUUAAAGACUUUGCAACUCGCUCUCCUAGCACCAGUAUAACAGAUGAAGACUCCAAUGUGUGACAGCAACCAACAGGCACUGAUGAAGGCUCACUUCCUGUGUGCAAGAAACGUCAUCACUAGAUGUGAUGGGCAGCAGAUCAUAUACACUAUGCUGCUCUUGCUUCUGUUUGUUAGAAGUAAUACUGGGGGGUGGAAAAUUUAAAGAAGAACUGAAAAAAAAAAAUAAAAAAAGGUGCCUACUUUAAAGUUGCCAUAAGAAACACCCAGACACUGGUGAAUGGAAAUUGUUUUUACUAUAUUUAAUGUACAAACUGGUGAUAUGUUUCAGAGUGUUGCAUUUAAAUUGACAUGGUAUCAUAGUGCUCCUUUUUCUUAUUCAUGUCCUGAGAUGAUCCUUUGUACUAUUACAAAGUAAAGCAAAUUGUUAGAUAGAAAAGCAUUGCACCUGUAGUUGUCAAUCAGCUUUCUCUUAUUGCUGUCUUUUUCAAAGGCCUUUGCCCCACGCAAAUGCUAGUUCUGCCCUUCCUUUGGUAUCCAACAUAGGAUUUUAGCCCUGCAUAAUCUCCCCAGUAGCUCUUUACUGUUGCUUUUAUUUUUAUACUGUUUUAUAAAAAAAAAAAAAUUAAAAAAAAAAAAAAAAGAAGUAUAUGAAGUACAUCUAAAAGCAAAAAUUUAAAUUUUGUGACGUAGAGUAAUGGAAAGUUCAAGGUAAGGGGAAGGGGGAGAGAACUGUAAAAGAUUAUCCCAGUUUGCACACCAGCUGGUUACUGGAAAAGGCAGGCUGACCUUUGGAACUGUUUGCUUUUGUUGCUUUUUACUGAAUUCACAGUUUAAUGAUCUUCCAUUUGGGAUGGAACAGUUGUGAAGCAUGUUUCUUCUAGCAGUGACUCCUUGGGAAGCUGCAAAUUUCAAAAUGUCUUCUUUCUUGUUUCCAGCAGCAGUAGUUUUAUAGCAUUUGAAGUUAGUAACACUUCCGUGACUUAAAAAUGUUCUGGAGAGUUUUUCUUCAAGUUGAGAGUACUCCCUGCACGUGGAAGGGAUGUUUCUGUGCUGUGACUAACGUGAGGAUGGUGUAGUUGCAAACAAAGUUAUAUAGAGAAAUGUAUAGGAAAUAUAUUAUUUCAUUAUAUUAAACCCAAGGUGGAACUUUUCCUUAAAAAAUCCAAAUAUCAAACGUGUUGCUCAUCAUUUUGCCUUCUUAGAGCAUAACUAUUUUUCCUUAAGGUCAUCAGACUUUAAAAACAUUAACUAGCCAGUGGAAGUUUGUUGUCAGGCUUUCUGUAUUGCAAGAUGUCCUAGCCAAAGCAAUGAAAAAGUAACUGUUUAUUACAGCAGUCUUUUAUACAGUGUUGAACAUAGCAUGUAUUUUAGCACAAUAGCAUGAAGCUUCUUUGCCUUGUAAUGGGAAAAAAAAGCCCAGCUGUUCUUUUUGAAUACUGUUUGGCUUUUACAAGAAUGUGUCGCUCGUUUCAUCAUUGCCCGUGCUGGAAGUGAGAUCAUGGCUGACACACUGAUAUGUGGUGUCACGGAUCAUGGAUUUGUGCUGGUCCUGUGGGUAGGAAAGGAAGGAAGGGGAUUCCAUGGACCUUGGAAGGUAGACCAGAGAUGUGUUCUAGCACUCUACUGUUGUAGCCUUAUGGGCUGUAACCAGUCAGGUUGGUUUUUUUGUCAUUGUUGUUUUUAUUUUUUUGAAAGAUGUGCAGUUUGGGCUAAUUUUCUUGUGCAAAGAAGAAAACUGUGAUGUGGAUCAGUUGUGUUAUAUACAAUAUCAAGUGCUGCCAUUCUCUCUUCAGUAGCUGGAGCCAGGCAAGUGAGCCAUACAAUCAUGAAGCAGUUUGUGCCACUUUACAUUUGUGUACAGGCAGAUCACACCUGGUGCUUUAUUCAGAACUUCGGACUGAGGAGCACUCACAAGUAAUUUGCUGCCUGUUGUUUCUUCUGCAGUUCUGGGGGUGGCUGAGCUAUUCCAAAUAGGCAGAACCGCCCCACUCUGCAAUGCCUGCUCGCCACUGUCAGGCACAAAUCCUCAUGGUGUCUGUUCAGGGCUUGCUUUCUGUGAGUACUUUGCAGUGCUUGGCCCAAGAUCCUGCUCUGCCACAUGCAGCAGAAGCACUGGAAGACAUAGUGCAGGCUUCUGAGCAGAAGUAUUCCUUCAGAUUCUCCUGAGCAGACGCUGGCUAGUGGACACAAUGAAUGAAUAUUCACAGUAGAAAAGGGACUAAUGACACUGUGCUAUGUGUUGAAACAGGUACAAGCAAAUGCUCUGAGAUUUUUUUCUCACGCUGGUGCUGUUAACAAGCCUAGCAGCAGCAGCAGACAAUCAUUUCUUAAGUCCACUGUAAGUAAAGUUCUGCUUCAGACACCUUGUUUCUGGGUCUCCUGGGUGGAGAACAGGUUGUCAUUCAGAGCUGCCUAUCAGCUGAACUAUGGCUGUUUUGUGGGGACCUGUUAGGAAAGCAUUGGUAACAGUGGGAGAUUUUUGCGUGCAUGUGCACACAGCUGAUACCGUUGUGGUAUUUUGUGUUUUUGAAGAGGGCAACGUAACUACUGUGUAUUGCCAUGUAAAAUCCAAUAAAAAUCUGUGGAAAAUGCCAA
Tympanuchus pallidicinctus (lesser prairie-chicken) is the source of this 6083-nucleotide messenger RNA. RefSeq names its product PPFIA binding protein 1 (gene PPFIBP1). The transcript has 32 exons. The coding region runs from base 426 to 3548 and encodes 1040 amino acids. Gene Ontology annotation, molecular function: protein binding. Gene Ontology annotation, cellular component: presynaptic active zone. NCBI's taxonomy places the organism in Eukaryota, Metazoa, Chordata, Aves, Galliformes, Phasianidae. Gene Ontology annotation, biological process: neuromuscular junction development. The record is from RefSeq and is a predicted model, not a curated record.